Molecule: messenger RNA, 492 nt
Organism: Daktulosphaira vitifoliae (grape phylloxera)
Lineage: Eukaryota; Metazoa; Arthropoda; Insecta; Hemiptera; Phylloxeridae
Exons: 2
Coding region: 1-492 (163 amino acids)
Source: RefSeq, a predicted model, not a curated record
AUGAAAUUUAUUAAUAAUUUGUGGUACUUGAGUGAAGAGUGUGCGACUUUUUCAAUUUUUGAUGAAAGGUUAAGUAAAGAUACAAGAAGAAAAAUGGCUGAAAAAAUUAUGCAUGGUACUCCUGAAAAAGAAUCGCAAAAAAAGUUCAUCCUCAAAUUUGAAGAUUUACAACACUUUCUUAACAAAGAAUUACUAUUAGAUAUUCUAGGGAAUAAUUCGAAAAACAUAUUUGAAAAAUUUAAUAUGUCUACUGAUUUUUUGAAAGUUCAGUCAGACAAAUGGAACGAACAUGAAGGAUACAUUGAAGGAAAAAGAGUGGUAGAAUCAAUAAAAGUAGUCAACGAUAUGGCAGAACGAGGGGUCAAACUUAUGACGGAUUUCAAUGAAAAGUUCACGAAAAAUGAAGAACAAAAUCAAUUUGUUUUGCAAGUAGUUCAAGAUUAUAGAAAAAAGUUUCCUGGUAAAGAUACUCUGAAAGAAUCAUAUAAUUGA